AUGGUUGAAGCCCCCCCACAAGUGCGGUGUUGGAGAGCCUGUGGCUCCCGCUUACCACUAGUUAGUGGAGGAUCGCAGAAGCCAGAAAGAUUGAGGAACUGGACCUACAAUCAACUUGCCAGAGUGAUGACUUGGUCGCAGGGCAGUUUCGAAUUUUACAUGUCUUCAACAUUUCGAUCAUCCAUGCCUCCGAACACUGAAGCCGCAGCGGCAAUGGUAUCGACCUACUUCAAGGGCUACAAUCAGGCGAAGGCUCAAAACCCCCCCGAUGAAUGGAGAGAGAUGACUUCCGUGAGGAGCCUGGGACCAUGUUGGGCACACACAAGAGAUGUUGAACGGGAACCCUGA
Molecule: messenger RNA, 348 nt
Organism: Penicillium cosmopolitanum
Lineage: Eukaryota; Fungi; Ascomycota; Eurotiomycetes; Eurotiales; Aspergillaceae
Exons: 2
Coding region: 1-348 (115 amino acids)
Source: RefSeq, a predicted model, not a curated record